Messenger RNA from Carya illinoinensis, 2208 nucleotides. RefSeq names its product rhodanese-like domain-containing protein 6. The transcript has 9 exons. The record is from RefSeq and is a predicted model, not a curated record. Lineage: Eukaryota; Viridiplantae; Streptophyta; Magnoliopsida; Fagales; Juglandaceae. The coding region runs from base 102 to 1961 and encodes 619 amino acids.
CCGACUGCAAAAAUAUUUCUCAAUGAUAAUUCCGGUCUCCCCUUCUUCCUCCACCAUAUUUAGCUUGCAACUCAAAGAUAGCUGCCAUAGAAACCCUAGCAAUGGCGAAGACCCAUGCCGAAGAGCAAGACCGACAGCAGUAUGGAGUCCUCCUCUACUACAAGUACACCGAAAUCCCCGACCUGAACGGUCUCGUUGCCUUCUACGAGUCCAACUGCAACUCCCUCGGUCUCCUCGGCCGUGUCCGCCUCUCACCACAAGGCGUCAAUGUCACUGUUGGUGGGGAGUUGUCCUUGCUGGAGAAACACAUUGCUGCUGUCAUGUCAAAUAUUUUGUUUGAAGGGACUGACUUCAAGCUCGCGACUUGUGAUCACCCAUUGAAUGACAAGGUUGCAAAGGAAUGUGGAUUCACUGCUCUUUCUAUUCGAGUCGUCAAGGAUCUGGUUACACUUAGUUCUCAACCCCUGUUAAAGUCACCUGAAAUUUCUAAUGCUGGGACACAUCUCUCUGCAGUUGAUUUUCAUUCUGCCCUUCAGAGUGCUGGAAAACUUUUGAAGAAAGAAAGUCCUGCAGACCCCGAAGGACUUGUUUUAUUGGAUGCAAGGAAUUUAUAUGAGACAAGAAUUGGGAAGUUCCAUGCACCAAACGUGGAAACUUUAGAUCCGGGAAUUAGGCAGUAUAGUGAUCUGUCCUCAUGGAUUGAUGAUAACUCUGAGCAAUUGAAAGGGAAAAGUGUUCUUAUGUACUGCACUGGCGGGAUUAGGUGUGAGAUGGCAUCGGCCUAUAUUAGGUCUAAAGGUGCUGGGUUUGAGAAUGUGUUUCAGUUAUUUGGUGGGAUACAGCGUUAUUUGGAACAAUUUCCGGAUGGUGGUUUUUUCAAAGGAAAGAAUUUUGUUUUUGACCAUCGGAUAUCAGUUGGGAGCUUGGAUGCGAGUGUCAUUUCCACCUGCCUACUUUGUGGCUCUGCAUUUGAUGAUUAUUCUUCACGCUGCCGAUGCACCCAUUGUAGGAUGCUAGUUUUGGUCUGUGUUAGUUGCAGGCAGAAGGAGAAAUCUCUAUAUGUUUGUGAGCUUUGCCAGAAACACGGGAAGGGUUUUGGAUCAGUGCCAUUAAUUGAAAAUGGCGAAACACAAGCAGUAUCAUCAGAAGAGCUUAAAACUGUUUUGUCAGAUACAGAGCUCUUACGUCAAGUGCCAUGGAGCCUUGAUAACCAACCUCGGAGAAAAAUAAAAAUCUUAUGCCUGCACGGCUUUCGGCAGAAUGCCUCCAGUUUUAAAGGAAGAACUGCAUCAUUAGCCAAAAAGCUCAAAACCUUUGUUGAGCUCGUAUUUGUUGACGCACCUCAUGAAUUACCAUACAUCUACCAGCCCUGCUUCACAGAGUCGCAUGGAGAUUGCACAUCACCUUCAUUAGAACGAACCCAGCCUCCACCAUCUGAGAAUUGCAAGAAAAAGUAUGGAUGGUUAGUGGCACCUGAUUUCAAUGGAAGGAGUGAAGCAGAUUGGAAAAUUGCAGAUUGUCCAUUUGAUCCUCUCCAGUACCAGCAACAAACUGAUGGCUUUGAGGCAUCACUGGCAUACUUGAAGACCGUGUUCUCUCAGGAAGGGCCAUUUGAUGGGAUAUUGGGAUUUUCUCAGGGAGCUGCAAUGGCUGCUGCUUUAGUUUCUGCACAAGAAGGGAGGCUAAAAGGUGAAAUGGAUUUCAGAUUUGUGAUUCUGUGCUCUGGGUUUGCUCUUAAAUUACCAGAGCUUGAGUGUAAACGGAUCAAUUGCCCGUCGCUUCACAUUUUCGGCAGUGACCAUGGGAAGGACAGGCAGAUUGCAAACCAGGCUAGCAGGGACCUUACUUCUUUGUUUGAUGAUGGUUGCCGUGUGAUUAUUGAGCAUGACUGCGGUCAUAUCAUUCCUACGCGGUCUCCUUAUAUUGAUGAGAUCCGAAAUUUUCUUCAACGGUUUCUUUAAUUGGUACUCUUGAGUGCAAGAUUUAGGCCUUUUUUUUUUUUUUUGCAACGAGUGAACUACAAAUAAGAAUUAGUACUGGGAUUAAUCUUUAAAUAUUUUAGUCUUUAUAUUUAGCCAAAAUCUUGUGAGUAGAUUUAUUGAUGGCGAGGGCAUGGUGAUCUAAUGGCCUAAAUGCUAUGGAUGUGAAUAUUUUUUGUAUAAUUAUAAUUGGUUUCACAAAUAAGUGGUGUGUUUAGAGCGUUUGUAA